Orycteropus afer afer is the source of this 1034-nucleotide messenger RNA. RefSeq names its product odd-skipped related transciption factor 2 (gene OSR2). Gene Ontology annotation, molecular function: DNA-binding transcription factor activity, RNA polymerase II-specific; RNA polymerase II transcription regulatory region sequence-specific DNA binding. Gene Ontology annotation, biological process: urogenital system development; embryo development; regulation of transcription by RNA polymerase II. The record is from RefSeq and is a predicted model, not a curated record. NCBI's taxonomy places the organism in Eukaryota, Metazoa, Chordata, Mammalia, Tubulidentata, Orycteropodidae. The transcript is spliced from 3 exons. Bases 96 to 1034 code for a protein of 312 amino acids. Gene Ontology annotation, cellular component: nucleus.
UUGUCUGCCUGGGUUUUCGCCGGAGCCCCACGCCCUCCCGCCUCUGAGUCCUGGAAGAAAGAGGCGGCUCCUUCCGCUCCCCAGUACUCCAGAAGAUGGGGAGCAAGGCCCUGCCGGCGCCCAUCCCGCUCCACCCGUCCCUGCAGCUCACCAAUUACUCCUUCCUGCAGGCCGUGAACACUUUCCCUGCCGCCGUGGACCACCUGCAGGGCCUGUACGGGCUCAGCGCUGUGCAGACCAUGCACAUGAACCACUGGACGCUGGGGUACCCCAACGUGCACGAGAUUGCCCGCUCCACUAUCACCGAGAUGGCGGCGGCGCAGGGCCUCAUGGACGCCCGCUUCCCCUUCCCGGCUCUGCCUUUUACCACUCACCUCUUCCACCCCAAACAGGGGGCCAUUGCCCACGUCCUCCCAGCCUUGCACAAGGACCGGCCCCGUUUUGACUUUGCCAAUUUGGCCGUGGCCGCCACGCAGGAGGACCCCCCCAAGAUGGGGGACCUGACCAAGCUGAGCCCAGGUCUGGGCAGUCCUAUCUCUGGCCUCAGUAAAUUGACUCCGGACAGAAAGCCUUCCCGAGGGAGGUUGCCCUCCAAAACGAAAAAAGAGUUUAUCUGCAAGUUUUGCGGGAGACACUUUACCAAAUCCUACAACUUGCUCAUCCAUGAAAGGACCCACACAGAUGAGAGGCCUUACACCUGUGACAUCUGCCACAAGGCCUUCCGGAGGCAAGACCACUUGCGGGAUCACAGGUAUAUCCAUUCCAAAGAAAAACCCUUCAAAUGUCAGGAAUGUGGGAAAGGAUUUUGUCAGUCUAGAACUCUAGCAGUUCACAAAACUUUACAUAUGCAGGAAUCUCCACACAAAUGUCCCACAUGUGGAAGAACCUUUAAUCAGAGAAGUAAUCUGAAAACUCACCUUCUCACCCAUACAGACAUCAAGCCCUACAGCUGCGAGCAGUGCGGCAAAGUGUUCAGGCGAAACUGUGAUCUGCGGCGGCACAGCCUGACUCACACCCCGCGGCAGGACUUCUAG